CCAAAGUCUCACUUCUCUCUUUUUAAUUUUUUUUCUGAAUUUUCUUUUUUAAACUAAAAAAACUCCACUUACGUCUAUCAAUCAGAAAUCCCUAAAACCAGAACUCAUCUCUUUCGAAAUCUCUGUGGGAACUAUGACUGUAUCUUCUUCGUCAUCAUCGAAGAAGCAAGGUGUUGGAUUACCAGCACUAGAUGUCUCUCUUGCAUUUCCACAGGCAACUGCAGCGUCAGUCUUCCCUCCAACUGCUUGGGAUUAUUAUUUAUCCGAUGAUUUAUUGACUCCUGAGGAACAAGCUCUCAGGAAAAGGAUCAGAGAUGUUAUGGAAACUGAAAUCGCUCCUGUUAUGACCGAGUACUGGGAGAAAGCGGAGUUCCCAUAUCACCUUAUUCCAAAGCUUGCUACAUUGAAAGUGGCAGGUAGCAGCAUUAAGGGUUAUGGGUGUCCAGGACUAUCUAUUACCGCAAGUGCUAUUGCAACUGCAGAGAUCGCUAGAGUUGAUGCCAGCUGUUCUACUUUUAUUUUGGUGCAUUCUUCUUUGGCGAUGCUCACAAUUGGUUUGCUAGGGUCGGAGGAACAAAAGGAGAAGUAUUUACCCUCUAUGGCUGAUUUACGUCUCAUUGGCUGCUGGGGAUUAACAGAACCUGAUAAUGGAAGUGAUGCAAGUGCUUUAAAAACGACGGCGACAAAGGUAGCUGGAGGUUGGUUAAUCAAUGGACAAAAACGAUGGAUAGGAAAUAGUACUUUUGCUGACGUAUUGGUUAUUUUUGCGAAGAACACAACUACGAAGCAAGUAAACGCGUUCAUCCUUAAAAAGGGAUCUCCUGGUCUGUCGGCUACUAAAAUAGAAAACAAAAUUGGUUUGAGGAUGGUUCAAAAUGGGGAUAUUAUAAUGAAGGAUGUCUUUGUCCCUGACGAAGACAGGUUGCCCGGUGUCAAUUCUUUCCAGGAUACAAACAAGGUGCUUGCUGCUUCACGUGUUAUGGUUGCUUGGCAACCAAUUGGCAUAUGCAUGGGUGUCUAUGAUAUGUGCCUCAGAUAUUUGAAGGAGAGAAAACAGUUUGGAGCACCAUUGGCAGCAUUGCAACUCAACCAAGAGAAACUUGUUCGCAUGUUGGGUAAUGUUCAAGCCAUGUUUCUUGUUGGAUGGCGCCUAUGCAAAUUGUAUGAGUCAGAGAAGAUGACAAUCGGUCAAGCCGGCAUGGGAAAGGCAUGGAUUAGCUUGAGGGCAAGGGAGACAGUUGCCCUUGGGAGAGAGUUACUUGGUGGAAAUGGAAUUUUGGCUGAUUUCUUAGUUGCAAAGGCAUUCUGUGAUAUAGAGCCUAUAUACACUUACGAAGGUACUUACGAUAUCAACUGUUUGGUAACUGGAAGAGAAGUAACUGGUAUUGCAAGUAUCAAGCCUGUUAUAAAACAUAGCCGAAUGUAAGUAAACCUCUUGCACAAUUUCCCACGUUGAAUUUCCUUUGCUCCAUCCACGAACAAAAUUAAUAAAUUGUAGAUUCUUCUUUGUUUCAAAAGAAUGCAGAAGAAUAUGUACUUGAUGUUAGUCGGGUGUAAUAGAGAAUGUGAUUAGUAUUGUGUUCUAGGAAUCAAGCUAGCUCUGAAUAAAUAAAUAACUCAUUAAAUCUGAAGCCGCUUACAGGCUUCGUCAAUUUUAAAAUUUGUAGUCUGCAUUAUAAAUUGAACACCUCCAGGCA
This is a messenger RNA of Papaver somniferum (opium poppy), 1697 nucleotides long. Its product is annotated as acyl-coenzyme A oxidase 4, peroxisomal-like. The coding region runs from base 134 to 1426 and encodes 430 amino acids. The record is from RefSeq and is a predicted model, not a curated record. Lineage: Eukaryota; Viridiplantae; Streptophyta; Magnoliopsida; Ranunculales; Papaveraceae. Gene Ontology annotation, biological process: fatty acid beta-oxidation. The transcript is spliced from 13 exons. Gene Ontology annotation, cellular component: peroxisome. Gene Ontology annotation, molecular function: flavin adenine dinucleotide binding; acyl-CoA dehydrogenase activity.